AUACUGCGAUAUCAGAUAGCACGAUUCUUUUUACAUCUCUAAUUCCACUUAAUUUUCUGAAAACAAUUGUUUUAUAUUUUGUCUGCAAACAUUAUUAAAAACAUGAAUGAUCCAAACAAGGUCAUCAACGUUAAUUUAUCUUCACUUUUAAGUUUAAAAGCUGAACUUCUACGCAAACAAGCUGAAGUAAACAAAGCUAAGGCAAUUCAAGCACCCAAUCAGCAGAACGAAUAUUCCUCAAAAAACAUUGUUCAAGCAACCUCUAGCAGCGCUAGUGUCUCCAAAAGGGAUAAGAAGGAACGUGCCAAAGAGGUCGACAAACUUGAAGGUGCUACCGUUUAUGAACACGAAGAUUCAGAGUUGCUGGAAAAGUCUCGACGUGUACUGGAAGCGAAAAGUAAAUUCUAUGAACGUAUGUCCCGCACCGGUGGCCAACUCAACUCUGAUGAUAAUUGCUUAGUAUUAUUCAAUCGUAAGCACCAGGACGACCGUGUAGACGAUGCAUUAAUUGAAGAGAUGGAGAGGCCUAAUCAUGGAAGCUCGAAUGAAGCAAAAGAAUCAGAUUCAGACAGUCGCAGCGAAAGUGACGUUGACAAUAGUCAUGAGGAUGAAGAUGACUGGGUGGAAUAUACUGAUUGUUUGGGUCGCACACGAAAAUGUUUGCGAAAGGAUUUGGAAGUAGUACAGCGCAGAGACGCAGAAUUAGCAGCCAGCAUGCCCGAGCGAUUGGAUCAGACUAAAGCUAAUUGGAUGCUAAAUUCUAAAAACGUAUCUAAUGUUAGUGGGGAAGACGUCGAUGCGCCAAUUGGUCCCAUGCCAAGCGAAAGUGUUUUCGGCGAUGGGGUUUCCAUGAUGUCCAAACAUGAUGAACAACGCGCUAACUGGGAGCGUAAGGAACAAGAAAAUAUCGAUAAAGCAGAUGUUCAUUACCAAGAUGUUUUCUUCGAUGAGGCUCGACAGCACGGUGUCGGCUAUUAUGCAUUCUCUACAGACGAAGAAGAGCGCAAAAAGCAGCAGAAAGAAUUAGAGGAAACAAGAAAGCGUACAUUAGAAGAACAAAAGCGGCGCGAUGAACUCCGAGCACAUCGUGAAAAAAUUGUAGCUGAGCGGGUUCGUGCUGCGAAGAAUAGACAGCGUGCGCGUCUUGGUUUGCCACCGCUUGAGGAAAAUGAAACGAAGGAAGAGAUUGUAAAUAAAGAAAAGGAGACCAAAGAAGAACGUAAAGCUCGCAAGAGGGCCGAAAAGUUGCAAAGAAAACAGGAGCGGGAGGAAAAGCAACGUGACUUAGAGCGAAAACUUCACGUGCGACCAUGGGAUAAAGAAAAAGAAUGCGCAACUGAUAACACUACGGUCGAAGAAAAUGGAGAGCCUGAGCCAAAAUGGAUAUAUAAACCAGAACGAUUGCCCAUGUCACAAGAAGAGUGGAAUGAAAAGAAACGUGGAGAACGCGUUGCAGAAUUUGGACCUGUAAAUGAUUCGCCAGAGAGGCAAUACCAUCCUAAACGUAGGAAUUUCACAAGCAUGCAUCCUCCAAAUGAAUUACUUUCUACCGACAAAUACAAUAUGACGCCAUCUGCGUCGGCUGCCGAAAAUUUCGCCAUUUAUCAGACAUCGAAAAGAAGUAAGACUUUCCAAAGACGUAACUAUGAAGCACAAAAUGAUACCGAGGAGAACACGGAUUACCAGCGUUCAGGUGCGGCUAUACCUCCGCCAGUAGACCUGGAUUAUGCUCCAUCGACGCAUGCUAAGAAGUCGAAAUCAGGCAAUGAACUCGAACGUUCUAUUGAAGCAGGACUACGCUUUUUACGUAAUAACUGUGAUAAGGGAAAUUUAACCACAAAAUCCAGUUGGACUGCGAAGGCCGACUACUAAUUAGAAUACUAAUAAAAAAUACAAAAUGUAUGUAUUUAUAUGCAUAAUUCGU
This is a messenger RNA of Rhagoletis pomonella (apple maggot), 1924 nucleotides long. Its product is annotated as coiled-coil domain-containing protein 174. The record is from RefSeq and is a predicted model, not a curated record. Gene Ontology annotation, cellular component: nucleus. The transcript has a single exon. The coding region runs from base 103 to 1872 and encodes 589 amino acids. Lineage: Eukaryota; Metazoa; Arthropoda; Insecta; Diptera; Tephritidae.